Messenger RNA from Kwoniella botswanensis, 1572 nucleotides. RefSeq lists its product as uncharacterized. The record is from RefSeq and is a predicted model, not a curated record. Gene Ontology annotation, cellular component: membrane. Gene Ontology annotation, molecular function: transmembrane transporter activity. The transcript is spliced from 3 exons. Lineage: Eukaryota; Fungi; Basidiomycota; Tremellomycetes; Tremellales; Cryptococcaceae. Gene Ontology annotation, biological process: transmembrane transport. The coding region runs from base 1 to 1572 and encodes 523 amino acids.
AUGUCAAAUCACCUUUCGCCUCAGCACCACCUGGCGAUAGAACCCACUGCGGAGAUAACCACCAGCCAUACCAGUUUGUUGGAACAUACCAACUCGAACGAGGAUGGACAUUCACCCAUAGCCAAAAAGGACAUACAUAUUCACUCUCACGAUGAGAUCAUUUCCACCGGGCAUGAAUUACCUCUACUAUCUCUAAAUUCCAAUGCUACCAACCCAUCUUCUACACCUGCACCACUGGUCCAAACCAGAUUAUACAAAAGGAGGUUUUUCGUCUUGGUGGAACUAUCGUUACUUAACGUGAUAGUCUCAUGGUGCUGGUUAACUUUCUCUUCCGUAUCUGGAACUUCAUCUGAUUUCUUCAACGUAUCAGAAUCGACCAUAAAUUGGUUAUCUACUGGAUUCUUGUUCGCUUUUGUCGUUGCUUCCCCAGUUGUGUUAUGGGUACUGAAUAGAAGUACAAAAGCAGCUAUGGUCAUUGCAUCUAGUUUGUUGAUUUUAGGAAGUUGGUUAAGAUACCUGGGAUCGAGAGUACCUUCAAAUCAUAAUAGGGGGUUUGGGAUUGUGGUCUUUGGACAGAUUAUCAUUGGUUUUGCUCAGCCGUUUGUGCUUUCGGCGCCGACGAGGUUGUCUCAUCAGUGGUUUGGAGACAGGGAGAGGAUCACGGCGACGGCCCUGGCUAGUUUGUGUAAUCCCCUUGGAGGAGCUCUCGGCCAACUCAUUGGUCCUUUCAUAGCGACCGAACCUGAUAAAGUGCCGAAUAUGAUCUUAUACGUUGCUAUCAUUACCACUGUAAUAUCCAUUCCUUCCAUCUUCUUACCUUCUUCACCACCUCUACCACCGACCACAACCCCAUUCAACGAUACCAAGAUCGACUUCCGCACGGUCAAAGCACUAUUCUCCAACCUAUCUUUCCACCUGAUCGCAUGGCCAUUUAUCAUCUACGUCGCGUCAUUCAACGCUACUUCCUCUCUCCUCAACCAGAUUCUGGAACCCUAUGGCUUCAGCGAAGAUCAAGCAGGUAUAGACGGAGCAAUAAUGAUUGUCGUUGGACUAGUCGCAGCAGCCAUUGCCUCACCACUCUUAGACCGCUUUACGACUGGUCGACCAGGGGUCAAAUUGAUAGUUAUCAAAUUAUGCGUGGUCAUCAUAUCAAUCAUGUACGUUUUAUUCAUAUUCUUGCCCUCAACACGGAAGUUGGUGGGAAUAGCGAUAAUAUCAGCAUUGAUCGGAUCGACAUCUUUCAUUCUUCUUCCACUGGCGCUCGAAAUGCUAGCGGAUACAACAUGGCCUAUUGGACCUGAAGUUUCGUCAACGAUAUGCUGGGCGACAUCCCAACUUAUCGGUGGAUGUCUGUUGGUUUCGAUGACUGCUCUCAAAGGACAUAAGAAGAACCACCCGGAUCAAUCGAUGUAUAGGAGUUUGGUCCUUCAGGCGGUACUUUGUUGUGUAGUAGCACCUUUACCGCUUUGUCUGGGAUUAUGGGGAACAGGAAGGAAUUCAAGAGAUCCGAAGAGAGCUGAAGGGACUGAUGGGCUUGGUACGAGCGAGUCGACAGAGAGCUCUGCUACAUAG